CGGUGGAGAAAAUGCGCCGCCAUAUUGCCACUGCCGCGCGCUGCAGCCCGGACCGAGUCCCGGAGAGUCGUCGGUCCAAAGUCCACUGUAGACAGCGCGGAGCGGUUACACGGGACCAGCGCCGAUGGCUUUAUGUUUGUAGCUGCUGCUGAGGAUUUGCGAACGUGUCGGGCGCCGGUGUCCGGGCCAGUGGCGCUCGUCUUUGUUGGGCUAACACACUAGCCACCAUGACGUCUCUGACUCAGCGGAGCUCGGGCCUAGUCCAGCGGCGCGCCGACGCCUCCCGCGCCGACAAGCAACGAGCCUGCGACCGGGAGGAGGACGAGCCCCGGCGUGAAGAGGAGCAGGACGCCGACGAUGCCGGAGACUCGAAGGAAACGCGACUGACUCUGAUGGAGGAGGUUCUGCUGUUGGGGCUGAAGGACCGAGAGGGCUACACUUCCUUCUGGAAUGACUGCAUUUCCUCCGGGCUGCGAGGAUGUAUGCUGAUCGAGCUGGGUCUGCGGGGCCGCCUCCAGCUGGAGGCCUGUGGCAUGAGGAGGAAAGGCCUGCUGGCCAGGAAGGUGAUCUGUAAGUCGGACAGUCCCACGGGUGACGUGCUGCUGGAUGAAGCCCUCAAGCAUAUCAAGAACACCCAACCACCAGAGACGGUGCAGAGCUGGAUUGAGCUGCUGAGCGGGGAGACCUGGAACCCUCUGAAGCUGCAGUACCAGCUGCGCAACGUUCGGGAGCGACUGGCCAAAAACCUGGUGGAGAAAGGCGUCCUGACCACGGAGAAGCAGAACUUCCUGCUCUUCGACAUGACCACGCACCCGCUGACCAACAACAACAUCAAGCAGCGGCUCAUCAAGAAGGUGCAGGACGGCGUGCUGGACAAGUGGGUCAACGACCCGGGCCGCAUGGACAAACGGCUGCUGGCGCUCAUCUUCCUGGCCCACUCCUCCGACGUGCUGGAGAACGCCUUCGCGCCGCUGCUGGACGACCAGUACGACCUGGCCAUGAAGAGAGUCAGGCAGCUGCUGGAUCUGGAGCCCGAGGAGGAGAGCCUGAAGGGCGGCGCCAACGAGCUGCUGUGGGCCGUGGUGGCAGCCUUCACCAAAUAACAGCCAGGACUCGCGAUCAAGAGAGUGACUUGGGGAAGGACCUUCUGGCUGGUGUCCUCCUCGCUGGCCACGUGUCUCCGUACAUUAUGUCUACUUUUGCAAAAAAAAAAAAAAAAAAACCUGUCUGAUCUUAAGUCUCGUGUCUGGCAUCGAGGUGGACUGGUGUCUUCUUAACGUUGGGAUCUAUUUUUCUAAGUGAGAGCGGCAGAGGAUCCAUGACUGCUCACUCGGCUGCGCACGAAGUGACUGCUGCUGCUGCUGCUGCUGCUGGUCCGGACCGGUCCGGUCCAGUCCAGUCCAGUCCAGUCCAGUCGGCCGUCUACAUGAUGUGAUUUAUACCGGAUGUGGGGGGGAGGGGAAAUGUGAAAAGGUGCACCAUUGAAGUCUGAAUAAGAACUUUAAAUCCACCUGUUCUCUCCUCAUUUUUUCCUUCGUCCGUCAGACGGUCGGGUCGGCGCCGUUGACCAUCACCGUCCCCUGGGGUCUCUCAUACCCACAGAGUAGCUGAGUGUAAAGAGAGUAACAUGCAAAAUGUUUGUAUUCGCCCAGUUCUAUGUAGUUAAAGCUUUCAAGAUGGCUACCAGAGAAGAGUCAACAAGGACUACAAAAAUGUCUGACGCUCGGCUCUGGUUUUAACUGAUCAAAAUGAUUAUUAUUAUUCCUGUCGAGGAACUGCUGAUGCCUGUGAGAAAAGACAUCUGUCCAAUGCAAACAUGAAGUUCUGAAAUACUAUCUUCUGUUGACAUGUAUAAACUAUAUGCAGUUACAGGCAGAAUGAAAUGGUGGUAAAUCACAGUGUGCGCCUCAAAUACAGGUGCACUGUGGGUAAAGAAAGGAGUUCUAAGAACAGUGGAGCUGAACAAAGAAAAAGGGAGUCUGGAGUAAAGGAUCAAAGCACUCAUUUACUUGCGGUCAGUAACAAGGUACUUGUACUUCUCCCCCUCUAUCAAGACCCUGAACGGACCAGAUUCAGAUGGUUGGCCUCCGAUGAGUCCAGGGGGACAGGGAAGAAACGGAGAGGCUGCCGUCACCUUCGGUGGGGCCUCAGCUUCACUGUCGCGGCUGCCAUUUUGCCACGACCCUCAUCCUCACCUGGCACCUGCAGGCCCAAUGACCCGGCUGAUCUGCUCUCAACUUCACCCACUGUUGAUGAACAUUAAUAUGUGGCUGACAAAAGUUACUGCUGAAAAAGUCAAAAGGUAAAUAUUGUGUUCUAUGACUGUAGGAGCCGGUUGACUGUUGACACGUCGCCGCUGCGCUUGUACGUCACACGACUGUCCAACAGAUGGCGCUGUCACCCCAUAUAUUCAGAACCUAUUUGACAGAGCUUUACAGCACAUACUUUUCGACGCAUAAAUCGCACCUGAACCGAUCACUUUCAUGAAUGUUAUGGAAUAAUUACAGUUCACUAGUGAUUAAAUCACUGCACAGCACUGAACUGAAAAAAAAAACCCUUG
Synchiropus splendidus (mandarinfish) is the source of this 2560-nucleotide messenger RNA. RefSeq names its product golgi phosphoprotein 3a (gene golph3a). The record is from RefSeq and is a predicted model, not a curated record. The transcript has 4 exons. Lineage: Eukaryota; Metazoa; Chordata; Actinopteri; Syngnathiformes; Callionymidae. Gene Ontology annotation, molecular function: phosphatidylinositol-4-phosphate binding. Bases 228 to 1103 code for a protein of 291 amino acids. Gene Ontology annotation, biological process: retrograde vesicle-mediated transport, Golgi to endoplasmic reticulum; Golgi organization; Golgi to plasma membrane protein transport. Gene Ontology annotation, cellular component: Golgi cisterna; cytosol; trans-Golgi network.